This is a messenger RNA of Microthlaspi erraticum, 726 nucleotides long. NCBI's taxonomy places the organism in Eukaryota, Viridiplantae, Streptophyta, Magnoliopsida, Brassicales, Brassicaceae. The record is from the annotation of a GenBank genome assembly.
AUGGCAACAGAAACUACUACUGGACAGGAAGCUGCAGACCUUAAAGAGCUCAAAGAAAAAGUCGCACUCUUGAUAGAAUUGGCGUUAGUGAUCUUCACACAAAGAUCGUCCAAGUGCAGUUCUGAACAGGUCCGUUCCGAGCAAUUACACCUCCCCACCAAUCAUCAGGAUCCUCUGUUCUUUUUGGCUUUUGAGGUGAGGUUGGAAAGUCUGUUGGAUUCGAGGUUGCUCCGGCUCCGUUCCGUCCGAGGGAAAACCGGAGACGAACGGGAAGUACCGUCGCUUGAGGCGGCUGAUAAAGAGCUUGCGAAGCAGAUUCUUAAAGAGAUCAGGCUGCUUGAAGGCAUUGCUAAUGCGGCUAUGAGAGCCAAAAUCAAAGAUGAUAUCCAAGGUCAAGUCAAGUUAAUGGGUGCUGGUUUGGACGGAGUGAAGAAGGAGAGGCAAGCAAUUUCAGCAAGGAUUGGUCAGCUGAGCGAGAAGGUGAGAGCAACGAAAGAUGAGAUUUUGGUUCUGGAGAAUGAGGUCAAGUCUGUGAGCGAGAAGAGGGACAAGGCUUAUUCAAACAUUCAUGAGCUCAGGAAGCAACGUGAUGAGACGAAUUUUGGCCUUUACCAAGGCCGUAAUGUGUUGAACAAAGCUAGAGACUUGGCUGCACAAAAGAACAUAGCCGAGCUUGAGGCACUCCCUAAAGCCGAGCAGCAAGAAGAAUUUCAGAGAAUAUUAUGA